Gymnodraco acuticeps is the source of this 4329-nucleotide messenger RNA. It is a transcript of the gene gpha2, whose product is annotated as glycoprotein hormone subunit alpha 2. Gene Ontology annotation, biological process: cell surface receptor signaling pathway. The coding region runs from base 3205 to 3615 and encodes 136 amino acids. The record is from RefSeq and is a predicted model, not a curated record. Gene Ontology annotation, molecular function: hormone receptor binding; hormone activity. Lineage: Eukaryota; Metazoa; Chordata; Actinopteri; Perciformes; Bathydraconidae. Gene Ontology annotation, cellular component: extracellular region. The transcript has 4 exons.
GUGUGUGGGUAAAUGGGUCAACUGGACUCGAACAUCAUCUCAGAAACAGGAAAACUUUGCCUAAUCCUCUCCUGACAUUGUCAUAGAGCCCAAAAUAACACACACAUAAUCUUACACUAACGUCUACUUACACACUUUGACCACACACAAUAUCCUGUCAGACAUAAUGAUACAUAUAAAAUAACACACACUCACACAUCAUACACUGCAGCACAGACACACACAUGCAUCAUAUACUUUCACACACACACGCUGAGAUUAGAAUAACUGGGCAGAAGUGGAAGCGGACACAUUAAUGAUAUUAUAGUUAUUCAAGACGCCACGGUUUCCACGGCAGCCGAGAGCGACGGGGCCACUCAGCGAUACAAACAUCAGUCACCCCGCUGACUCACACUGGAGAAAUGUGUGUGUGUGUGUGUGUGUGCGCAUCUCAGCGACAAGAGACUCCAGUUUAACAAAGUCCAUUCACAUCUAAUUCUCUCCUGAUGAGGUGCUGUGGGCCACUCAGAUUUAGAGUCUCUCUCUCUCUCCCUCUCUCUCUCUCUCUCUCUCUCUCUCUGGUUGGCAUGGAAUCAGAAGAAACACACUGCAGCUCACAGUCAACACACUAAUAGUUGAGUGUGUGUACAUACGUGUGUGUAGGUGGGGGGUUUAGGUGAUGAUGUCACACAUUCCGUUUUCCAUUGACAUAACGGUGUUUGGGAAUGAUUUGGGAUGGAGGGGCCAUAAGAUGAUAAUUGUGUUUUCCUUAGAAAAGUGUGUAUGUGUGAGGAUGUGAGUCAGUGUGAAGCGCUGGGAGCCAAAGCAUCACCAUCUACACUAAAUCAUUAACGGACAAAAUGGUAUUUAGUAACAUUUGUGUCCAUGUUGUUCAUUUGGUUAACUAAAAAUGAGACAAAACGAUGGUGAGACGGCACAUAAACAUCAUUGGACACGAACUGGUGACAUAAACAUGUGUUAUUGAUGACGCAAGAAGACUAAAAUGCAGUUUGGACAUAACAUCUUUACCAAAAACAGGGUGAGAAUAAUUGAAUAUGAUAAAAAAACUAAUAAGGAUAUUUCACACAAGACUAUGACUAAAUUAAAAACAAGAAGCUGACAAACUUUAUUUUGUAAUGUAUUGUAAAAGGAAGGUUUUAAGAAUAGGGCUGGAGUUAUUCUGUAUUAUUCUAGUGUCAAAUAAAAAAAUAUGUUAGUCUAUAUCCCUAUACUAUCUGUGGCAGUUGGCCUACAGCAAUUAUGUUCUACUAAUAUCAUAUAUCUAAACAUAUAUAUUUACAAAGAAAAAAGAUAUGGCUUCAUUUAAAAGAAAAAAAGAAGGCUAAUUAUCUAUUACAGCUAGUGAUUGUAGUGUUUUAGGAAACAAACGCCAGUACAAUUUGGAUUAGUUUUUCAGCUGAACAUUAAUACACAUUUGAUAGUCGAGUGAGUUUAUACAGCAGCAGUGUGUAUUUUAGAUUGAAUAUAAAUAUGAGUGUGUGUGUUUUUAUGGUUCAUUUAAUGGAAGAAAUUCAUGUUUGUGUUUUAAUUUUGUUGAUAAUACGUCUUUGUAGGUAAAUGUCUUUAAGUUGGAUUGAAUUUUGGUUGUGUUUUGUGAAAAAUUCUGCCAGCACAUUAAACCAACAUUCAUUUAAAGCAGAUAUACUCAAAUUAAGAUUUCCCUUGGUUCUAGUGUGGUGUGAUUAUUCUCAUUAUUGGAAUGUACAACAAGUGUGUUUCUUUUGAGACUGUUCAUGUGUUAGGACUUAAAUGUAGAUCAUGUUCUUUGCCAUGAGUAAAACACUCAAAAAGAAUCAAUCAGAUCCUUUUGUUUCCUGGAUGAAUGACAUAUUAACGGUCCGUUUCUCUUGGAACUGUUUGGAGAGUUGUUUAAAGGUCAUAACAAACGUCUACAGUUUGUAUUUCUGGAAGAAUCGCCUCCAGCUGUCCCGAGUCUGAUUCACAAUACAAGACAGAUGUGGAGCUCUUGCUAAAACUAAAAACAUACAAUAAAACAACUAUUAUUACUGCAAUAUAAUAAACUGCAUCUGGGAACCAACCAAAGGAUUACGCUGAAAGAAAAUGUGACGCGGCAGUGACUGUGAUUUUGGUCUUUGACUUCUUAAAUCAAUUCUCCUCGCAGUAAAUCAAAAUCUGUCAAAUAUAUUAUUAUAUUUAUGGCCCAAUAUCAGUGGGUGUCGUAUCUCCGUGGGCGUUAUAGACCCACACUGGCAACAAUUCCCAACCCAGCCCAAAUUCUCCAGGGAGACGUGGAAAAACUCAUUGAAAAACCAAAGACGUAACCUUGGGAGAUUCAGAUCCUUUGCUCUUCCAGUAAGUAUUACAUCUGUUUCCUCACCCUGAAAGCCACUUUAACCACAAGGGCACAAAAGACACUCAUUUUGGGACAUUUUAAUGUCAUAUGUGGUCCGAUUGGAACGUUAGUGACCUUUGUGACAUGUCACCGAAGUGUCCAGAAACUGCCCAACAAAUAAUCUAAGUUUAAUAAAGGAAUAACCCGCUGUAGUUUGGACAGCGCGGUUGCUAAGCUGGCUCCCUCCUCCACAUUUGACCCAUCAUGUGCCACACAGAGUUGACCCAAAGCAACAAUAUCUUGUGACCCGACUCUGCCCUUCCUCCUGCAGCCACAAAUGGAAAACCCAGGCAGUGUGUGUGUGUGUGUGAGGUCUCCCACCCACUUUAUUUAUUAGCAUCAAUCAGGCCGAGAAGAUAAUUGUUUGUGUGAUUUUGCAUAGCCUGUGCGUAGCCUGUGCGUAGCCUGUGCAUGUGUGUGUGUGGUAAAGCUGUGUGUGUUCUCACUAUUGUGGUGGUGCGUUGAUGGAAAACCUAUCUAGUUUUCCUCUGUGUCACAGCCGCGGUCCCCCUAAAGGUUGAAAUCAGAGGGGGAGGGUGCAGGGACAGAGAGAAAAACGCUUACACACACCAAGAGGAAGACGUUAAAGAAAAGAAGGCAAUUUUAAUCAUUUUUUGUAAUCAUCUCACUUUUUUCGUGCAGGUUGAGAGAGAGGGACUUGCAGAAAAGAAGGGAAAACAUUAACACACUGUCAGCUCUAAUUGUGGGUGUGUCCAGAGCUAUAAGUGCCUUCACUCUUACCUGUGGUACUUAUAUCCCUGCAUGAGGCGAGCAGACACACACACCUGUCAGUCGACUCACCUGCACUCCAGAAGCUAAACUCUGCUCCACAUCUCCAGGCUGCCGUCCAGAUGUCGCUGUGCACAACUUCACAUUUCUGCAUGCUGGUCCUUCCAGUGAUGUCACUGCUGCUGUUCUUCUCUCCCAUUGGUUGGAGCUACGAUGGCCUCACCCCAGGGUGUCACCUACAUCCCUUCAACGUGACCAUCCGCAGUGACCGCCGCGGCACGUGUAAAGGCACCCACCUGGUCUACGCCUGUGUGGGCUACUGUGAGUCCAGCGCCUUCCCCUCCAGAUACUCAGUGCUGGUGGCCUCCAACUUCACCCACAACAUCACCUCCGCCUCACGAUGCUGCACCAUCAGCAAGGACGCUAAGGUCAAAGUUCGUCUGGACUGCCCUCGAGGUCGUCACCAUGAAGAAAUAGAGAUCCUGACCGCAAAGGCGUGUCGAUGCGACAUGUGUCGCAAGUCCAGCUACUGAGACAUCAAGACAAUAUGCUGCAAUGUACCACAGGACCAAAAACUAAUUUAGUCAGUUAAGCCGUACAAACUUAAAAAUGAUUGAAAUACAGGUGUUUCAGGGAUAAACCAUCAUUUUCCUAUCUCUACUCUAAAUAUUUUUGAAUGUUGAAGAAAAUGCCCUUUAAACUAUUUAAGUGAAAAAUAAUCAACUAAAUUACUCUCAGUAUUAAUUUCCUUCAUUCGUGUUCUCAAAGAAUAAAAAGAAGGUGGAUGGAACAUAGCCAAAAGAUGAAGGGUCUAUGCAGAUCUCCCAUGUCAUCAAAAAUGUUUGACUACAUUUAAGUAUAGGCAGAGUAACCCCUGCUCACGAUUAUUCCCCAAGAACAUUAAGAUUUAAAUGAGGAAUUCACAUUUUGAAAAGUCUAAAAGAUUUAUGUGAGUGUGUGUUUGCGUGUUUUUGUGUGAUGUGUACAAUGUGAUGGAAGGGAGGUUUUUCAAGAAAACUUGAUUUAUGCACAUUUGUGCUUUAAAGGCGAUAUAAACCAACAGCUUUACAUUACAGUUAAGACAGUCAAUCCAUCUGCAUAAAGGUUAUACAAACAAAUAGUUUCACCCAUUGCAUAACCACUAAACACAGACCAAAGAGACCAAAGAAUGUACACAUUUAUUUAUAUUUAUGAAUUUGAAACUAAAGGACAUUUUGUAAAUAAUAUGUAUUAAUGAAACUAAAGAA